GCGGCAGGGAGUGGCUGCCGGACCGACCGGACCGCGAGGCCGCUGGGCGGCGGUCGGCUCCUGCUGCCCCUGUGCCGAGACCCCGCGCACCUGGCCAGGCCGCUGGCCCCAACAUGGCCCGUCGCUCCCAGAGCUCCUCGCAGGGGGACAACCCACUGGCACCCGGGUACCUGCCACCUCACUACAAAGAGUACUACCGCCUGGCGGUGGAUGCACUGGCCGAAGGUGGCUCGGAAGCCUAUAGCCGCUUCCUGGCGUCUGAGGGGGCACCUGACUUCCUGUGCCCUGAAGAGCUGGAACAUGUGAGCCGACACCUUCGGCCCCCACAGUAUGUUGCCCGAGAACCCCCCGAAGGCAGCAUUCUCGACGUGGACAUGGAGGGCUCCUCGGGUACAUACUGGCCGGUGAAGUCAGACCAGGCCGUGCCUGAGCUUGACCUGGGCUGGCCCCUGACCUUUGGCUUCCAGGGCACCGAGGUGACCACCUUGGUGCAGCCGCCACCCCCCGACAGCCCCAGCAUCAAGGAUGAGGCCCGCAGGAUGAUCCGUUCCGCCCAGCAGGUGGUGGCCGUGGUGAUGGACAUGUUCACUGAUGUGGACCUGCUGAGCGAAGUGCUGGAGGCCGCAGCCCGUCGGGUCCCAGUCUACAUCCUGCUGGACGAGAUGAACGCACAGCACUUCCUGGACAUGGCCGACAAGUGCCGCGUCAACCUGCACCACGUGGAUUUCCUGCGCGUGCGGACUGUGGCGGGCCCCACGUACUACUGCCGCACGGGAAAGUCCUUCAAGGGCCACGUCAAGGAGAAGUUCCUGCUGGUGGACUGCGCUGUGGUGAUGAGUGGGAGCUACAGCUUCAUGUGGUCCUUCGAGAAGAUCCACCGCAGCCUGGCACACGUGUUCCAAGGAGAGCUGGUCUCCAGCUUCGACGAGGAGUUCCGCAUCCUCUUCGCGCAGUCGGAGCCGCUGGUGCCCUCGGCCACGGCCUUGGCCCGCAUGGACGCCUACGCCCUGGCUCCGUACGCCGGGGCCGGGCCCCUCGUGGGCGUCCCUGGGGUCGGGGCGCCAACCCCCUUCUCCUUCCCGAAACGAGCGCACCUCCUGUUCCCCCCACCCCGCGAAGAGGGCCUGGGCUUCCCCUCCUUCCUCGACCCGGACCGCCACUUCCUGUCGGCCCUGCGCCGGGAGGAGCCGCUGCGGAUGCCGGGGGGCGCCCUGGAGCCGCACGCGGGGCUGCGGCCACUGUCGCGGCGCCUGGAGGCCGAGGCCGGGCCGGCCGGGGACCUCGCGGGCGCGCGGGGCUUCUUCCAGGCGCGGCACCUGGAGGUGGACGCCUUCAAGCGGCACAGCUUCGCGGCCGAGGGCGCGGGCGCCGUGGAGAACUUCGCGGCCGCGCGGCAGGUGUCGCGGCAGACGUUCCUCAGCCACGGCGACGACCUCCGCUUCCAGACCAGCCACUUCCACCGCGACCAGCUCUACCAGCAGCAGUACCAGUGGGACCCGCAGCUCGCGCCCGCCCGCCCGCAGGGCCUGUUCGAGAAGCUUCGCGGGGGCCGUGCCGGCUUCGCGGACCCUGAUGACUUCGCUCUGGGCGCCGGGCCGCGCUUCCCGGAGCUCGGGCCCGACGGCCCCCAGCGGCUGGACUACGUGCCGUCCAGCGCGUCCCGCGAGGUGCGCCACGGCUCGGACCCCGCCUUCGGGCCCGGCCCCCGCGGCCCGGAACCCAGCGGGGCCCUGCGCCCCACCCUGGCCCAGCGCUUCCCCUGCCAGGCGGCGGCCCGGCCCGGCCCAGACCCCGCUCCUGAGGCGGAGCCGGAGCGCAGGGGCGGCCCGGAGGGGCGGGCCGGGCUGCGGCGCUGGCGCCUGGCCUCCUACUUGAGCGGCCGCCAUGGCGAGGACGGGGGCGACGACGGCCUGCCGGCGCCCAUGGAAGCCGAGGCCUGUGAAGACGACGUGCUGGCUCCGGGGGGCUGGGCAGCUGCCGGCGACCUGCUCCCCUCGGCCUUCCGCGUCCCCGCAGCCUUCCCCACCAAGGUCCCGGCGCCAGGCUUGGGCGGCGGCGGCAACGGCCCGGAGCGCGAGGGCGCGGAGGAGCCCGGCCUGGCCAAGCAGGACGCCUUCCGCUCGCGCCUGAACCCCGUCAUCCAGCGCAGCUCCAGGCUGCGCUCCUCGCUCAUCUUCAGCGCGUCGCAGGCCGAGGGCGCGUCCGGGACUGUGGCGGCCACCGAGAAGGUGCAGCUGCUGCACAAAGAGCAGACGGUGAGCGAGACGCUGGGGCCUGGCGGAGAGGCCGUGCGCUCCGCGGCGUCCACCAAGGUGGCCGAGCUGCUGGAGAAGUAUAAGGGCCCGGCCCGCGACCCCGGCGGCGGCGCGGGCGCCAUCACCGUUGCCAGCCACAGCAAGGCCGUCGUGUCCCAGGCAUGGCGGGAAGAGGUGGCGGCCCCAGGGGGCGUCGGGGGCGAGCGCCGCAGCCUCGAGAGCUGCCUGCUGGACCUGCGCGACUCCUUUGCGCAGCAGCUGAACCAGGAGGCGGAGCGGCAGCCGGGAGCCGCCUCGCUCACCGCGGCGCAGCUGCUCGAUACGCUGGGCCGGAGCGGCUCUGACCCCCUGCCCUCCCGCUUCCUCCCUGCCCAGGGCCGUUCCACCUCCCCUCAAGGGCCGGACAGCCCUCUGCCACUGGAAGGGCCCGGGGAGCGCCAGGUGCCCCACUCUGAGCCAAAAGCGAGCCCCACCUCGGCCUACCCUGAGCGGAAGGGGAGCCCCACGCCUGGGUUUCCCGCUCGAAGAGGAAGCCCAACGACCGGAUUUAUCGAGCAGAAGGGGAGCCCCACCUCAGCCUACCCCGAGCGCAGGAGCAGUCCUGUGCCCCCCGUGCCGGAGCGCAGGGGCAGUCCCGUGCCCCCCGUGCCGGAGCGCAGGGGCAGCCUCACCCUCACCUUCUCCGGAGAGUCCCCGAAGGCCGGGCUCGCAGAGGAGGGGCCGAGCGGCCCCAUGGAAGUCCUGCGCAAAGGCUCCCUGCGCCUUAGGCAGCUGCUGAGCCCCAAGGGCGAGCGGCGCCUGGAGGAUGAGGGUGGCUUCCCAGUGCCGCAGGAGAACGGGCAGCCGGAGAGCCCGCGGCGGCCGUCACUGGGCCGGGGUGACAGCACAGAGGCUGCCACCGGAGAGGAGCGCGGCCCCCGGGCACGCCUGGCCUCAGCCACCGCCAACGCCUUGUACAGCAGCAACCUUCGGGACGACACGAAGGCCAUUCUGGAGCAGAUCAGUGCCCAUGGCCAGAAGCACCGUGUGGUCCCUUCCCCGGGCCCCGGCCCGGGCCACAGCAGCCCCGAGCUAGGCCGUCCACCGGCUGCUGGCGGCCUGGCCCCAGAUAUGUCCGACAAGGACAAGUGUUCGGCCAUCUUCCGCUCAGACAGCCUGGGGACCCAAGGCCGGCUGAGCCGCACCCUGCCGGCCAGCGCGGAGGAGCGCGAUCGGCUGCUGCGCCGCAUGGAGAGCAUGCGCAAGGAGAAGCGCGUGUACAGCCGCUUCGAGGUCUUCUGCAAGAAAGAGGAGGCCAGCAGCUCCGGGGCUGGGGAGGGCCCGGCGGAGGAAGGCACCAGGGACAGCAAGGUGGGCAAGUUUGUGCCCAAGAUUCUGGGCACGUUCAAAGGCAAGAAAUGAGUCUCCUGGCCCAGCAGCCCAGGCCAGGGUGUCCGAAUUGCUGCCGCGGCCACCCGGAGCCCCCAUGGAGCAAGGAGAGAGCCCUGCUCCUGUGCCUGAGCGGUGGCUGCCAGGCCACGGCUGCUUGGGGCUUGGCUGAGUGCGCCACAGCUCGGGUCCUAUUGGGGCUCACCCAGCAGCUGCCGUCUGUGCCCCUGGCCUCCCCAGUACUGGGGAUCCAGCCCCUCACCACCAGUGCCUUUCUUCCCUCAGCACCUUCUCUCCUCAGCAUCUUCAUCUCUGUACCAUCAGCCUUGCAUGGUGCAGUCCGGCUCUGCCAUAUCUUUGUGCUUCACCACCCCCAUGCCAUUUUUUUUUUUUUUUUUUUUUUUUUGCG
Molecule: messenger RNA, 4032 nt
Organism: Saimiri boliviensis boliviensis (Bolivian squirrel monkey)
Lineage: Eukaryota; Metazoa; Chordata; Mammalia; Primates; Cebidae
Gene: SACK1H
Product: family with sequence similarity 83 member H
Biological process (GO): signal transduction; positive regulation of cell migration; intermediate filament cytoskeleton organization
Cellular component (GO): keratin filament
Molecular function (GO): protein kinase binding; keratin filament binding
Source: RefSeq, a predicted model, not a curated record